Molecule: messenger RNA, 2481 nt
Organism: Moneuplotes crassus
Lineage: Eukaryota; Ciliophora; Spirotrichea; Euplotida; Euplotidae
Source: the annotation of a GenBank genome assembly
AACAAGGCUUCUUCGGAAGUCUCACCUUAUAGCCAUAUUGUUUAUGCUACUUAUCAUGUUGACAAAAUCAGAUGAUGUUGUUGAUAAUGUGCUUGAGGAAGAGGAAGAAGAUAUCAUAGAUCCACAUCCGAAUCCCAGAUCUAUCAAGACCUCUACUUUCAAAUCAAUUGCUCCUCUUAAGGAUGUUAUGUGGUGAGGUCCAAACUCUGAGAUAAUGCUUGUGCAUACAAUUAGUGGAUAUGUGUACAGAAGUCAAGAUGAUGGAGAUACUUGGGAGUAUAAACACAGUGAUAAGUCUCAUAUGCAGGAGAACAAAAUUCCAUCACCUCACAAAAUAAUCAUCUUGCUUCCAUCUCCAGCAGAUCUCAAUAUUGUUUUCUUCAUAGGUUACAAAGGAAUGAAUUGGGUCAGCGAAGAUUGUGGAGCAACUAUCAAGCCGCUGAAUGGGGAGAAAAAGAUAACUAAUUUCAAGUUUCAUCCUACUCAGAGAGAAUGGGCCCUUGCUUCAAUUUAUUCAGCUUGUGAUGAGUUUGAAGACGAUGAAUGAAACUCAGUAGAGGAGCUAUAUCUCACUACUGACCUCGGUAAGUCCUGGCGCAAGCUACAAGACAGAAUCAUUCAGUAUGAAUGGGGAAUGCAGACCGUAGAUGAUCCAGAAACUCACGAGAAGCAAAUCAUUGCAGUAAAAGCUUCUAAAAACAGUGAUGUUGAUAAUCUUGUAUGGAACUCUAUGAACAAAAUCAUAGUGUCAAAUGACUUCUUUAAAUCUUCUUCAGUUCUCUUGAAAGGUGGAAACUACUUUAAGCUGACUAAAGACUAUUUGUAUGCUGGAAAAGUGACUAAAAAGGGAAAGAAAGUUCUUACAAGAUCUGUUAAAAAGUAUGGGUACAGCACUUUUUAUGAUAUGAAAAUCUCUGCUAAAAAUGUGCACCAAUUUGAUUUUUCAGUCAUAGAGAGUAUCACAGGUGCUGUAUUUCUCUUUGUCACUAGGCCUGGAAAGAAAUUACAUUCCGGUAAUGUCUAUCUUUCUGAUGCAAAGGGAACAGGAUUUUCACUGAAUCUAGAGAAGGUCCCAUUCCAAAGCUCAUAUGAGUUCGAUUUUCUGGAAAUGGAGUCACUUGAAGGAGUCAUUAUCGCAAACUCUUAUGAUAAUAACCUAAAAGAUAGCUUAGUAGAAUCUCAAACAGGAAAGAAGUCUAAAACAGUCAACAGAGAUAUCAACUCUGGUAUGAAAAGGAAGUCAUAUAUCACAUUCAACAGAGGAGGAAAAUGGCAGAGCUUAACUCCUCCUCAAUAUUCCUCAACUGGAAAAAGAAUAAUAUGCAGACUUGAUGAUGGAUGUUCUCUCCAUUUGCAUUCAUUAACCAGUUCCAAAUAUCCUUACCCAUAUAGUUUAUCUAAUGCUGCUGGAAUCAUAGUUGGAAUCGGUAAUGUUGGAAAGUACCUAAAGUACGAAGACAAGAAAUUGAACACCUAUAUCUCAAGAGAUGGAGGUCUCACUUGGAUUGAAGUCAUCAAGGGACCACAUAUUGUCGAAUUCGGUGAUCAUGGAGGCCUUAUCCUCUUAGCUCCUUUGUAUAAACUUACUGACUAUAUUCUCUACACCUGGAACUAUGGAGAAACUUGGGAAGCAAUUAAACUACCAAACAAAAUGCAGGUCGAUAAUAUUGUAAUUGAGCCAACCAGCACAUCUUCUAAAUUUAUCGUAUUUGGUGAGCCAAAUGAUGAAGGAAUUGGAAUAAUUGUCUCUAUGGAUUUUAACGAGUUACAUGAAAACCAAUGCAAAGGAGAACAAACUCCUGACCAAGAAGGAUCAGAUUAUGAGUAUUGGUCGCCCAAUGAUGGAAGGCAUGGAACACCAUGUUUCCUAGGCAGAAAAAUUUCCUAUGUUAGACGUAAGAAGAACUCUCCAUGCUUCAAUGGUCAAGACUACGAGACACAGCAGUUCAUAGAAAACUGAGAAUGCACCAGAUUAGAUUUUGAAUGCGAUAAUGGAUUUAAGAGCUUGCCUAACAAAGAACAAUGUGUUCCUAUAAAUAACCAUACUGUAGAACCAACUAUUCCUGAAGACUGUGAAAACUUUUAUACCAUCACAACAGGUUACAGGAAGAUCCCAGGGGAUACAUGAGAAGGAGGAGAGACUUACAGCCCUACAAGAGUUAUGUGCCCUAAGAAAUGGGGAUUCUUCUCUGUCAGAUCCCUUAUGAUCCAACUCAGUCUGCUUGUUGGCGGAUAUUUCUUCGCUAAAUAUCUAAAUGAACAUGGAUUCCCUACCAUGGAAGAUAUUACCUCAUUGGUUAAGAGGAAACCAAUAAAAGAGGACAGAGAAGAAUUUGACUAUAAUAUUGGCUAUCAGAACAGUGACUCUGAAGAAGAAACCAAAAACGAACCCCAGCUUCAUUUAGAACAAGAAGAUGAAGAAUAUCCUGAAUACCUCGGACUUAAUAGAAGGAAAUAUGAUUAAAUAUUUCAACCCUUCAU